UAUUAGUCCGCCUGAUGCAAUUGAUAAUUCCACCACAUUCAAUACUCCAAACUACGAACCGCCACCACUCCUCCCAUAUCAACUAUUAUGGUACCUCGCCGAGCACCAUCUUUCCCAAGCAGCCUCAUUACCAAACUCUUCCUCUCUCACGGAUUUUCCAAAGUUAACGCCGCAACAUCAAAAACAUGUGCUUGCUGCUAUCAAGUGUCUGGAUGCGGUUCUUACGAAUAAUAAUAAUGGAAAUCAAUUUAUGCCUGCUGUCGAAUUGAAAACGAGAUUUCGAUUAAGCCAAAUUUUAUUUUGGUUUACGGAAAAUAUUGUCGAGGCUGAAAUGCAUUUACAAAAAGCUAUAUUGAUUGCCCAAAAGAUGGACAAUGUCAACGAGCUAAAAUUUCAGAUAUACAAUCUCCAGAGCAAAAUCUUUACAAGUACGAAUAACAUCAAAGCAGCCAAAAAUCUAUUAAAAAAGGGCACUGCAGAAGCAAUGGAAAAUAAUAUGCCAGAUUGGACAUACCAUUAUUUGAUACAGCGAGCGGAUCUUUGUCAAAAGGAUUCCGAUUUCAAUGGAUGUUUGUCAGUGUUGAAACAAGCAGAAUCGUUGGCAGAUCAGCGAGGAGAUAUUGAGAUGAAGGCAUGCCUAUUAAUCACAGUAGCACAAUAUGCAUUCACUAGCCAAAACUACACAAUAGCGCAACACACACUCGCCGAGCUAUCCACAAUAUAUUUCCCACCGCCGUCAAGCCAGCCUCCACAAACAUACCACAUUUUCCCUAUAACAAACAGACACCUACAUUUACACUAUUCACUGCUAUUCAUCGCCUACCAUAUGCAUACCGGGAAUAUGAAGUUUGCACUGGAGAAGUUGUCGGAGGUACAUCAACUUUUGGAUGAACGGCGUGAAGAGGAAAACUUAGACGAGUUGAAAGGGUACAUUACGGCAGAAAUCUACACGCUUACGUUCCUGAUAUCUGGCAUAUGUAAUCGUGGAGAUACCGCCAAUGUACGGGCUAGCAUUUUCCUCACGGAAGGAUUAAAGAUUGUUGAAA
Messenger RNA from Ambispora leptoticha, 1046 nucleotides. The record is from the annotation of a GenBank genome assembly. NCBI's taxonomy places the organism in Eukaryota, Fungi, Glomeromycota, Glomeromycetes, Archaeosporales, Ambisporaceae.